This is a messenger RNA of Labeo rohita (rohu), 1647 nucleotides long. It is a transcript of the gene nrn1b, whose product is annotated as neuritin 1b. NCBI's taxonomy places the organism in Eukaryota, Metazoa, Chordata, Actinopteri, Cypriniformes, Cyprinidae. Bases 198 to 629 code for a protein of 143 amino acids. The transcript is spliced from 3 exons. Gene Ontology annotation, cellular component: plasma membrane. Gene Ontology annotation, biological process: neuron projection extension; nervous system development. The record is from RefSeq and is a predicted model, not a curated record.
CGCAAGAAAGUAAAGGAGGAGUGUGAGCGUAGGUGACAUCUCCAUCCUUCUACAGUCCACUUUAUAUGUCUCAGUCAACUGUGGGAAAUUCGUGACAGGAGUAAUUUAAUUCGUCCUGAAAUACAGCAUUUUCCUGAUGAGAGGAAGUAGGCGAUUCCAGACCUCCUCCACAGACUACUGACUCUGUCAAGCGUAGGAUGGGACUGACUUUGACCGACAAAUACAACUCGAUACUUUUCACACUGGAAUUGGUGUCACUGCUACAGGCAGCAUGUGCUGGAGGAACAUGUGAAAAUGUAUUUAAAGGUUUCUCAGACUGCCUGCUCAGCCUUGGAGAAAACAUGGUGAACUAUCCCCAAGAGCUGGACGACAGCGAAAGCCUACAGACCAUCUGCUCAUAUUGGAAUGACUUCCACUCGUGUGCCUCCACCGCAGUCGCAGAUUGUCAAGAAGGAGCAACAGACCUUUGGGAAAAAAUGAAACGGCAGUCCCAGAGCUUGAACUAUCAGGGAAGCCUGUUUGAAUUAUGCUCCGGGGAUAAUGGAGUAUCCAGAGUUUUAUUGCCAGUGGAACUGAAGAUACUGCUAAUGUGUUGUACCACACUGGUGGCUUGGCUUGCUUUUGAGUAAUAAACCUGAAGAUCUGACCUGAAACAAGUUGCUAAAUGGAUAAAAUGCAUCCCUGCCUCUCUUCAGCUAACUCAGUUCGUGUUUUAAAACACGUCAUAUGAUGAUUAUGUUAAAAAUAGGAGUCGUUGGGACUCUUUAAACUUUGGAAGAGUUCAAAAAUAAGUCUUUUAAAUGGCUUUGGCUAUUUUUACCAUAAUUUGAAAACUAUUCAAAGUACAAAAUGUGAAGUAUAAUAUAUUAUUUUAAAACACAAAUUUUCUUUUUGGACCAUUAUUAGGUAAAAACAACAGAUAUUUGCAAUAACAACCAAUAAUUCAAAUGAUUUUUUUUAAAUUAUUAUUAUUUAAAACACACCUGAAAUACAUGUUAUUGUCUGAAAAGCACAUAUUUAACACCACAGAAUUUUUUCUUAAAAGAUCAAUCUGCCCAAGCAAAUUUAAUUUAACCCUUUAACUGUCACUCCAUAUCUUAAACAUAGACAAAAAUGCACUAUCCAAAGUUAAAUUUUUAUAAUUCAUGAACGAAAACAUUUUGUAAUAUGAUUUUGAUGUACAAUUUCCAUGCUAAUGCAGUGUCUGAUUUUAAAAUGCCUUUCAAAGGAUGAAUUUUGAGAUUUUAAGUUUUCAGUUGAUACAUAAUUUCUUAAGAGUUCUAUUGCGUGAUAGGGAAAAAGGCAAUGAAGAAAGUCUUCUGCGACAAAAGUCAGAACUCCUGUUAUGAUGUAGAUUUUUGAGGUGCACUCUUGUCAUAAAAUAAUCUGUUUCUUUUCCUACAUAAUUUGUAACACAAAACAGUGGUAAAAUAUUUAUUUAGGAGUCUUAGACCUUCCCAACAAUAUAUAGAUUGUCAUGAUUAGAUUAAGAUUUAUUUGUAAAAUGGUGAUGUAAAUUUAGGCAUCCCACAGAGGGGACGGUGACAGUUAAAGGGUUAAUAAAUGUAUUAUUUUAAUAUAGGAUAAUGACAUUUACUUGUAAACGAAUACUUAUAAAUUAAAAAGGCAUUUGGCCAAUACAUACAA